Molecule: messenger RNA, 2280 nt
Organism: Cottoperca gobio
Lineage: Eukaryota; Metazoa; Chordata; Actinopteri; Perciformes; Bovichtidae
Gene: pafah1b3
Product: platelet-activating factor acetylhydrolase, isoform Ib, gamma subunit
Exons: 6
Coding region: 279-950 (223 amino acids)
Cellular component (GO): cytoplasm
Molecular function (GO): platelet-activating factor acetyltransferase activity
Source: RefSeq, a predicted model, not a curated record
AAUAUUUGGCUGUAGCUGCUAAGAAACACAGUAACUAACCUUAACUUUAAGCACAUGUCAUGCUAGACAAACAGUAAAUCUGCCAAGAAACAUUUGUAUAUAAAACUUUAAAUCGUUAAUUAACAGCGCUGCUUACCGACAGUCGUUUUCUGUCUCUUGUAAAUCUGUCGUUGCUCGGCAACAUGUCGUAGAUGUGUUUCUCUGCGCAGCACCAACCCUCACGAGCGCCAACGAGCAGGGCGAGUCCACUUACACAGACGCGGGGAUAGAGCCAAGUCAUGAGUGCAGAAGACUCAAACCCAGCCGCCACACCCACUCCCUGUGAAGACAUCCAGGGAGAUGGACGAUGGAUGUCUAUGCAUAACCGCUUCGUUUCUGACAGCAAAGACAAAGAGCCUGAUGUCCUGUUUGUUGGAGAUUCUCUCAUUCAGCUCAUGCACCAGUUUGGGAUAUGGCGGCAGCUGUUCUCUCCUCUCCAUGCCCUCAACUUUGGGGUGGGUGGUGAUGCAACACAACAUGUGCUGUGGAGACUGAGCAACGGCGAGCUGGAUAACAUCAGCCCAAAGGUUGUAGUGCUGUGGGUAGGAACUAACAAUCAUGGUCAGACUGCUGAACAGAUCUGUGGAGGCAUCAUGGCUAUUGUCCAAGUCAUCAAGAACAAGCUCCCCAAUUCCCGGACGCUUGUACUUGGUGUACUGCCGAGAGGUAAAUCGCCAAACCCUCUGCGGGAGCGAAAUGCUGAUGUGAACAAGCUGGUCCAGGAGGCUGUAUCGUCCCUCCCCCACGCCUCUUUCCUCAACGUGGACCCAGGGUUCGUCCACUCCAAUGGUAGCAUCUCCCAUCAGGACAUGUACGAUUACCUUCACCUGACCCCUCAGGGCUACCAGGUUGUGUGCGACCCCCUGCACGCCCAUCUCAAGUCCAUGCUAGAUAAGCGCGCUGAGAACUGAACCACCAGGGUUUAAACUUACACUAACACAGUGGUCCUCAUCCCUGUUUCCAGAGAGCAUCACACUCAGUUUAUUAACACCUUGAAUGAUGGAUAUAAUCAAUUACUUGGGUCUAAGAGCUGCACGGAUUAUUUGUGCAAGUCCUCUCCAUGGCCAGGGUUGGUGACCACUGUUACAGAUAAUGGGACCAUAAAGUUUUUGUUGUGUUUAUGAUACAGUCAGAAAUUUAACGUGCUGUGCUACAAAGACAAAGUCUUGCCUCAAUUCCCGGUAGACAUCUUUUCCACUAGCUUUUGAUUGUCGAAGUGUUUUUCAUAGAAGGAUUAUUACAUUUCUCUGCCUCGUGAUACAAACGAUGAAUAUGAUGAGGGGAACUCCCCCGUCUGUCAUCCAUAGGGAUAAGAGGCAGGCAGGGAAAUGAAAUCUGAAGGGCUGACACUGGAAUACACAGUUAUACAUAAAUAAACCCAGAUGUCUCGUGGUUAUGAUUAAAGCUUUUAAAAAGAUGCAGCGACUUUUUACUCUAAUAUGCUGUAGGUCAAAACAUUAGUUGCUGCACCUCAUUAAAAUCUUUAUUUAUAACUGGGUGCUUAAGUUCUCAUCCUUUCACCUACAACUCUUGAGAAUAUCAAAUCCUACUUUACUUUAGAAUAUGGACAGAUUCCUGCUUUUCAGAAAAGAAAACUUAUGAGAAAAUACAUUGUCCACCUGAGGCUACUGGAACAGGAACUAGUUGGAAUAGGGUGUGAGACUUUGGCUCUUUAGGUGCCAGGAUAUGUCUGGUAAAAAAAAAAGAAAUGAGAUACAAGAACUGCCCGUACCAGGAAUUUGCUGUAAUUUGACAUUUUGGUUUCACUAAGUUCCAUGAGUUACAUUCAUUUGGCAAAAGCUUUAUUUACUCCGUUGUGAUGUCCGGUGUCUUUUGUAUAUGUUCAUUUGAAUGACCAAAUGUUUUUUUGAUUUUGAUUGACCAUUAUUGUUUACUUGCCUUUUAUCAUGUCACAUGUUGUCUCAUUAUUGUCUUUGUACCUUUUUUUUGCUUCACCUAUUGUAACAGCAGCAGAUUUUGACGUGAGCGGCUGUGUUUUGUUGCAAACAUAGAUGUAAUUGAGUAGGUUGUGAAGUUGUAUAGAUAUAUCUACAGUUGCUUGUGCUUCAAGUUUAACCUCAUCUGCAACGUAAUGGCCAAUCAGACCAUUUAAAAAGGCUUUACUUCACACUAAAAUGCUUCUGAGCUUCUUCUAUAAGGAUUGUGCUACAGAACUUGAAUUAUGCUUCAGGAUGGCUGAUUGUGUAAGUGAUGAAAGAAUGCAUUAAAUAUGAAAAAAUG